AUGGCUGUGGGCGCGCAUGCGCGAGGCGGUGGUCCUCUCGCGCGCCUUCUUGUACUGGCUAUUCUGCAAGUCAAUUUUAUAGCUCUAGGUCUGGAGCCGGACUUCCUGUACCCUCUGGAGAACGUGACGAUAGCGCAGGGGAGGGACGCUACCUUUACGUGCGUGGUCAAUAACCUGGGUGGUUAUAGGGUGAGUGGCGACUCCGCCACCGCCAGGGUUGCAUGGAUCAAAGCGGAUACAAAGGCGAUUCUGGCGAUACACGAACACGUUAUCACAAACAACGCGCGCUUGAGUGUAACACACAACGACUACAAUACGUGGACAUUGAACAUUCGCGGGGUGAAGAGGGAGGACCGAGGACAGUACAUGUGCCAAGUUAAUACAGAUCCUAUGAAAAUGCAGACAGCAUUUUUAGAAGUGGUAAUACCUCCGGAUAUCAUAUAUGAAGAGACAUCAGGUGACAUGAUGGUGCCAGAAGGAGGUUCCGCAAAACUUGUUUGCAAAGCAAGAGGAUAUCCGCCCCCAAAAAUAGUGUGGAGGCGAGAAGAUGGAGGAGAUUUGGUAUCAAGAGGAGGACCACAGGGGAAAACCAAAGUGAUGUCGCUCGAGGGGGAAAUAGUAAACUUAACGAAGGUGACAAGGUCAGAAAUGGGAGCGUAUCUGUGCAUCGCGGCGAACGGCGUCCCGCCUUCCGUCAGCAAGAGGAUCAUGCUACACGUUCAUUUUCAUCCUUUGGUUCAAGUACCGAAUCAGCUGGUUGGUGCGCCAACGGGCACAGAUGUCACCCUGCAGUGUCAUGUGGAGGCUUCACCUAAAGCUAUUAACUAUUGGACCAGAGAGAAUGGUGAAAUGAUAAUAUCAAACGACAAGUACCACAUGAGUGAAAUCAACAGCUCGGCGUACAGCGUGCAAAUGCGGCUCGUGAUAAGGAACAUACAGGGCACUGACCUCGGUGGAUAUAAAUGCAUAUCAAAAAACUCUAUCGGGGACGCUGAGGGAAAUAUCAGACUAUACGAAAUGGAAUUACCUUAUCGCAAGAAUCGACCUGAUGAUGAUCACGAUUCAGAUCUGGAAGAGACAAACGACGUUCGAUCUAGUCUUCAAAAUUCCCUCCGAGAGGGCGGACGAGCGGAGGACGCAGGUUUCCUUGGAGGAGGAGGACCGCCCGCCGGCGCUGCGACCCGAGCCACACCGUACGCAAUCUUUUUAAUAUCGGCCUUAGUAUAUACUACGGUCUAAACUUUCUCCUUUAAGUAAGGUUGCCAUAAA
Molecule: messenger RNA, 1269 nt
Organism: Melitaea cinxia (Glanville fritillary)
Lineage: Eukaryota; Metazoa; Arthropoda; Insecta; Lepidoptera; Nymphalidae
Gene: DIP-beta
Product: lachesin-like
Exons: 8
Coding region: 1-1239 (412 amino acids)
Cellular component (GO): neuron projection
Source: RefSeq, a predicted model, not a curated record